UUGAUUUUGCUUUCGCCCACCACCCGUUUUCUCACAACUCUUAAAUCUUAAUCUAUUCAUCAUCCAAUCAACGGUAAUAUUUUCCGAUUCCAAUAACUGGUUGCAUAGAGAAGAAGAAAGUUAUGGCAUUUAUGGAGACUAGAGAUCUCAACCUGGAUGCUACAGAGCUUCGGUUAGGCCUCCCGGGCACCGCCCGAGAAUCCGAGAAACAGACGCCAUCGCCACCCACUGCUAGAACCAGCAAAAGAGCACUGCCCGAUAUCAAUGAAGAUCAUCCUGGACCUAAAUGUAACGGCAGUUCUCAUUUAUCAGAUGCCAAAAAAUCCACCAAGGCACAGGUAGUGGGGUGGCCACCAGUUAGAUCUUACAGGAAAAAUUGCUUCCAAGUAAAGCAAGUGGAGUCUGAAGGUGCAGGAAUUUAUGUGAAAGUGAGCAUGGAUGGAGCUCCUUAUCUCAGAAAGAUUGAUUUAAACAUCUAUAAGGGCUACUCGGAGCUGCUCAAGGUCCUGGAAGAGAUGUUCAAGUUCAGAGCCGGAGAGUAUUCCGAGAGAGAAGGCUACAAUGGCUCCGAACAUUUACCCACUUACGAAGACAAAGACGGCGACUGGAUGUUGGUCGGAGAUGUGCCAUGGGAGAUGUUCAUCACUUCGUGCAAGAGGCUGAGGAUCAUGAAAGGAUCUGAAGCAAGCGGGUUGGGUGGUUGUGCUGGUUAAUUGAAAGUAAAAUCCCAUGAUCUACAGCCACUGACAUGUGAAUGUGAUAGAUGAGUUGAAACUACAGAAGAAAAUCCAUUGUCUUUUCAGCUGAGUCCUAUCUUUUUUGGAUUUUCUUCUUGGCUUGCAGAAGAAGGAACAGUUUCAAGGGGGAAAAAAGAACUCCCUGUUUUUUCCAGUUUCACAGAAGAAAAUCCAUUGGCUUGUUUUCUUGUAAUGGAAAGUGUACAAAAUGUACUUUUCACCAGUAUUUCCACAUACGAAUGAGAAAUUAUUGUUAUGAA
This is a messenger RNA of Mangifera indica (mango), 997 nucleotides long. RefSeq names its product auxin-responsive protein IAA4-like. NCBI's taxonomy places the organism in Eukaryota, Viridiplantae, Streptophyta, Magnoliopsida, Sapindales, Anacardiaceae. Gene Ontology annotation, biological process: regulation of DNA-templated transcription. The coding region runs from base 123 to 713 and encodes 196 amino acids. Gene Ontology annotation, molecular function: protein binding. The transcript is spliced from 2 exons. Gene Ontology annotation, cellular component: nucleus. The record is from RefSeq and is a predicted model, not a curated record.